ACCGCUGCGGCGCACACCGACUUCAUAGUUUAGCGUUUUCUCGGCGGAGGACAGUCGCUGAAAAGUGUCCACCCGUUAAAAUCUGCCACUUGGAGCGAUGCGUAAAACCAGUUCUGUCCGGACGCGUUGACGCACAAUAAGUUUGAAGGAUGUUUCGGACAUGGCCUUAACUUUUUUUUUUUUUCUUCAAGAGACUUUUCUGGCCAGUAACCCUGCAAUUUGCGGCGUAGCAGCGGAGCUCGGAGCAUGCAGCCUGUAGGGACACACUCGGGCUGAUCCCAGUCUGGACUGCCUGCUUUUGUUUUUCCUCUCAGGCCCAGGGCGAGGAGGAGAUGAGUGCUCAGGAUGGGGCUGUGCCUCGGUACCGAAAUCACAGAAGAGAAGAAGGCGAGGAUACAGAGCGCCAAGAUAGACAGAGACCUGUACGAGUACGCCAAGCGGGAGAUGAAUGUGGUUAAAAUACUCCUACUAGGUGCAGCGGAGAGCGGGAAAAGCACUUUGGUCAAACAGAUGAAGAUCAUCCACAGUAAUGGAUUCACCAAGCAAGAGCUCACCAGCUUCAAGCCUGCAGUGCUGGAUAACCUCCUGACCUCCAUGAAGUUUGUCCUCCACGGCAUGGGCGUCCUCCGAAUCAACCUGGCCAACAACAGGAACAAGGUGGUCCACGCCCAUUCUGUCCUGUCGUGUGGGCGGUGCUUUGACGAGGAUCAGGUGCUGUUCCCUUUCCUGAGCCACGCCCUGUCCUGUCUGUGGGCCGACCAGGGGGUGAGGGCCGCGGCGGCCCGAGGAUACGAGUACGAGCUCAAUGACUCAGCACUGUAUUUCUUUGAGAACAUGACCCGCAUUGCUUCUCCAGAUUACGUGCCCACAGAGACUGAUGUUCUGCGAGUACGCCUGAGGACGACCGGCGUGAUAGAGACCCAGUUCAAAGUCAACCACCUUGUUUUCAGGAUGUACGAUGUUGGAGGCCAGAGAACCGAGCGGAGGAAGUGGAUUGGUUGUUUCGAGGAUGUCAGGGCGGUGCUGUUCGUGGUGUCGCUCAGCGGUUACGACAUGACCCUGGUGGAAGACCCCUCCAUGAAUCGUCUUCAGGAGAGCAUGAAGCUCUUCUCAGCCAUCUGCAACAACGUUUUCUUCCGCAGCACAUCCAUGAUUUUGUUCAUGAACAAGAUCGACCUUUUUCAGGACAAGAUUUUACACUCUGGGCGACACCUGCGGUUAUACCUGCCUCAGUUUAAAGGCGCAGACUGCGAUGUGGACUCGGCCGCCCGCUUCAUCGCCGCCACCUUCGUCUCGCUCAACAGCACGCCCAGCAAACUCAUCUACCACCACUUCACCACAGCGACCGACACCUCCAACAUCCAGGUGGUCUUCCAGGUGGUUAUGGACACGAUAAUCAAAGAGAACCUGGAGGCCGUGUCGCUCCUGUAGCUGCCGGCAGAGGUCCGGGGCUUCACCGGACAGUCCUGAAGACCCUCUGCUCCACACCUACAGUCUCUGGUGCUCUUUGCCACUGUUGCAUCUCACGCUACGUGAUGCUUGAUUUCAUGUAACGGACAAAUGGUUUUAAAACACAUUGAAGGAGAAGGACCGCUUGGCUGCUCCUUAGUUGCGGGGUUGAGCCCUGAAAUGUUGCCUUUUGAACCCUUGUGUUCAAAAGAAAUGGGCAUUUUUAUUUUUGUACUGUACUACAGAAUCAGACUAUGAAUGGUGAUGCUACUUUUCGAGGACUUGAUAUAUGCACAUGCCAUUUAUUUGCCCAUCUCUUCCUCUGCGCAUGUGUCCGUGGGCAGGACACAGAAGGCGUGAGGAUUUACUGUUUGUCCGUUACUUCCUCGGCGCCGGGUUCACUCGUGCAUACCAUCUCGUGUUUUCCGCUCAUCAAUCACUGCUCCUCGGCUGUGCACAUCCUGUGCGUCACACGCUCAUGAUCAGCCGGUGAUCGCUGUAAAAGCACCACAGUUUUUGUUUACUCGUCCUGAGCUGUCACACACACACACACACACACACACACACACACACACACACACACACACACUCCAUUCAUUUUAUUCUGUGCCUUUGCCCAGUCCCUUGACUCCUGACAAUCAGCCAUGAUGCAGGGAAAACAUAAUAUUUGAAAUGAGGAAAAGUGUAUCUACAGAAACAUCCCUGAAGCCUCCAACUUCUGUUUAAUUUCCUUCCUCUCAUCUCAUGAUGAUUAUUGCUCCAGUAUCUGACACACACUCAUAAACACUGAUUUGUCAACCAGGAUGAUGCUUCCUACAUGUAAUUUGUGUGGCAUUAACUCUGCUGGGGUCUGACUGUUUUGAAGGCUCCCCUGAGCAACUGACUGUGUUAUCAGCAGCUCCUCUCUGACUCCAGUAAUAAACAAGAUAUGGCAAUGACUGAUAUGGAUACUGAAGGUGAAAGAAAAGACAAAAACACCCCCAAGUGCCUUUUGAUGAAGUGCUUUCGCUGGUUUGUAAUUUAAAUGCUUCGUACGUGUGUGAAUUUUUUGUGUAUUUUUCCUUCUUUUUUUCCCCACUUUCAGAAUAAUCCUUUGUAUUUCAUACUGCAUCUUUACUCUAAGUCUUAUACACCACGUUCUCAGACUGUUAUUUUAUGGUUUGUGCUUUGUAUUGUACUGAAACUGCAAUACAAAAUAAAUGUUACAGGCUGACAA
Molecule: messenger RNA, 2665 nt
Organism: Chelmon rostratus (copperband butterflyfish)
Lineage: Eukaryota; Metazoa; Chordata; Actinopteri; Chaetodontiformes; Chaetodontidae
Gene: gnav1
Product: guanine nucleotide binding protein (G protein) alpha v1
Exons: 9
Coding region: 346-1431 (361 amino acids)
Biological process (GO): Rho protein signal transduction; adenylate cyclase-modulating G protein-coupled receptor signaling pathway
Cellular component (GO): heterotrimeric G-protein complex
Molecular function (GO): G protein-coupled receptor binding; G-protein beta/gamma-subunit complex binding; guanyl nucleotide binding
Source: RefSeq, a predicted model, not a curated record